GAGCAACUUUGUGAAAAAUGCAGGUGAACUAAAAUCUGCAUUCACCAUCUACAUGCUCCUCCCGGUACUUGUUUUGGGGAUCACCAUCCUCUUCGUAGUACUUUUGCCCUUCGAGUACGGAACCUUGAACUCCAUGGGAGAGACGCCAUACUUGAAUAAGUGGGGGACUUCGAUCUUCAAUAGUCGAGGCGUCGAAGACUGGAUAGGGCAUCCUCCACCCAAAGGCCUCACCAACGUCGUGUUCUACGAAGAGCAGUGGUUAUCCCCAGAAUGGAAAGCGAACAGUAAUUAAGGCUUGAUGUUCUUGAUGAUGUCCUGCUCAACAUAAGUAUGUAAGUAUUAUACUAAUGCAUCUUCAACAAUGCUAUCUUGGUGUUCUUGACAAGCAUCCUUGAUCUUGGCUACGUUUUUCACCGGAAAAAGAAAGACGAUGGCAGAAGAGAUGACUUGAAUUUGAGCAAGGUCGUGAAGCAAUUUACGCAAGAAAGUCACUCUAAGAUAAUGCACAAAGAGUCGCUGCUGCGCCAUCGGUUAUCCUUUUGGGGGACUCGCACUUGGCCUUCGAAUAUUGGGAAGUGCUCUUAAAAAGCGCAAAUCGUCGAGCCUUGGGCUACUUCUUCGGUUAUCAAAAUUUUAAGAACAAGACAUCCAGUUUUUUUCUCGUCAGUGUCAGAUGGCAGUCUUUGUCUUGGGACGGGCAGUAGCGGCAUCUUCUACGAGACAGUCUUAAAGUUAAUGAUCCUGUAGUUGUCGACCUCUUGUUUUCUACCUUUGUUCUUCUCUAUCUCUAGAGGACCAGCAUCAAGAUUAUUAUCUCUAAGACCCGGGGCAGAGUCGGUUCUAUCACGUCGACAGUACUCGACACAUUCGCACCAGCUGGCAGUCUGCCUGGAUCUCCUGUCCUUCAAUACAAACCGCCAUUUCCUGAAUAUUAUGGGGCGUAGUUGUUAUCUUUUGAAUCAAACGUUUUUUCUUGAUGUGCCUGGAAAUAAGCGAACGGAUUACAUUAUGUACUUACCAGGAAAAUAAACUUACGUUUUUUUACCGUCAACAUCGAUCGUUUUUAGCGUAGUUACCUCUGUCUCGGAUUUCUUGGAAAGUGUAACUGUAAAGUAAACUAGUACACCUCUGUACUAGGUAGCUCUACUGUUAUUUCUAAGAAUACGUCGUCUUAUCCGGUCAUUGGCAUUCGAUGAUCCGCUCAGAUUCUCAGGAAUACGAUGAGCGGCGUAUCCGCGCUCUCAGCAUGCAAGACUCUCUCGAUCUGGUGAGAGACGUUGAUAGCCCUGAAGUUAAGACAUUCAGAAGUACUUUGAUCUUUUUCUCGGUAAGUGAUUGAUUCUUCAGGAUGAUUAUACCAAAUACUUUUUACCAUUUUUUUUCGGUGCAACACACUAUGCCGAUGUAUGACCAUAAAAAUGUUCUUUAGGGUGCCAAGAUGAAGAUGAUGCCUCAUCCUCAUACAGUAUGAUUCUGCCUCUUCUAACAUCCGUGUCGGAUUGGAGAAUACUAUCAUGGAAGUCGUUAACGCAGUCCGUGCGAAGUCCGCUACUACCAAGGUCUUACUGAUGGUCGACAACCCCGAACUCAUGGGUCCCUUGAAGCCCUGGUGUGGUUUGGC
Molecule: messenger RNA, 1621 nt
Organism: Amoebophrya sp. A25
Lineage: Eukaryota; Dinophyceae; Syndiniales; Amoebophryaceae
Source: the annotation of a GenBank genome assembly